Messenger RNA from Recurvomyces mirabilis, 1386 nucleotides. It is a transcript of the gene CIT1, whose product is annotated as citrate (Si)-synthase. The record is from RefSeq and is a predicted model, not a curated record. The coding region runs from base 1 to 1386 and encodes 461 amino acids. Lineage: Eukaryota; Fungi; Ascomycota; Dothideomycetes; Mycosphaerellales; Teratosphaeriaceae. The transcript has 2 exons. Gene Ontology annotation, cellular component: mitochondrial matrix. Gene Ontology annotation, biological process: carbohydrate metabolic process; tricarboxylic acid cycle; citrate metabolic process.
AUGGCUACGCAACCUACCUCUGCUAGCUGGACACAAAACACCGCCUUCAGGACGGCGAGGACAUAUGCUACCGCCAACAAGUCCCUCAAAGAGACCUUCGCCGCCAGCCUCCCAGAGAAGAUCGAGCAGAUCAAGAAGCUGAAGAAGGAGUACGGCAACAAGGUCGUCGGCGAGGUCACCCUUGACCAGGUCUACGGCGGUGCCCGCGGCAUCAAGUCGCUCGUAUGGGAGGGCUCAGUCUUGGACUCUGAGGAGGGUAUCCGCUUCCGCGGCAAGACCAUCCCAGAAUGCCAGGAGCUCCUUCCCAAGGCACCAGGUGGCCAGGAGCCUCUCCCAGAAGGUCUCUUCUGGCUGCUCUUGACCGGCGAGGUGCCAACUGAGGAGCAAGUCCGCGCUCUCUCCGCCGAGUGGGCUGCCCGCAGCGACGUCCCAUCCUUCGUCACAGAGCUCAUCGACCGCUGCCCGAACGACUUGCACCCAAUGGCUCAGUUCUCGCUUGCCGUUACUGCUCUCGAGCACGAGUCUGCCUUUGCCAAGGCUUACGAGAAGGGCAUGAAGAAGGCGGAGUACUGGGAGCACACUUUCGAGGACAGCAUGGACUUGAUUGCCAAGCUUCCUACCAUCGCCGCCCGCAUCUACCGCAAUGUCUUCAAGGACGGCAAGGUCCCGGCUGUGCAAAAGGACAAGGAUUACGGGUACAACUUGGCCAACCAGCUUGGCUUUGCGGAAAACACCGACUUUGUUGAGCUGAUGCGUCUGUACCUCACCAUCCACUCUGACCACGAGGGCGGUAACGUCUCGGCCCACACCACUCACUUGGUCGGCUCUGCUCUCUCUUCUCCAUAUCUCUCCCUCGCCGCCGGCCUGAACGGUCUCGCCGGUCCUCUCCACGGCCUCGCCAACCAGGAAGUGCUCCGCUGGCUGCAGGAGAUGAAGAAUACUGUCGGCUCCGACCUCAGCGACGAGAACAUCAAGAAGUACCUGUGGGACACCCUCAAGUCCGGCCGUGUUGUACCAGGUUACGGCCACGCCGUGCUCCGCAAGACCGACCCACGUUACGUCUCCCAGCGCGAGUUCGCUCUCAAGCACCUUCCCGACGACGCCAUGUUCAAGCUCGUGUCGCAAGUCUACAAGAUCGCCCCUGGUGUCUUGACCGAGCACGGCAAGACCAAGAACCCUUACCCCAACGUUGACGCGCACUCGGGUGUCCUGCUCCAGUACUACGGCCUGACUGAGCAGAAUUUUUACACCGUUCUCUUCGGUGUUUCGCGUGCGCUCGGUGUACUUCCUCAGCUCAUCAUUGAUCGAGCCGUUGGUGCACCGAUCGAGCGACCCAAGUCCUUCUCCACGGAGGCUUAUGCUAAGUUGGUUGGCGCUAAGCUCUGA